Molecule: messenger RNA, 501 nt
Organism: Phycomyces blakesleeanus NRRL 1555(-)
Lineage: Eukaryota; Fungi; Mucoromycota; Mucoromycetes; Mucorales; Phycomycetaceae
Exons: 2
Coding region: 1-501 (166 amino acids)
Source: RefSeq, a predicted model, not a curated record
AUGCAAGAAACACUUUUUGCAUUGCAAAAAGGUCAGGAAGAACUUCAGAUUGGACAAGACGCACUCAAGAAAGGUCAAGAAGUACUCCGGGAUGAACAAGCAUUGCUUAGGCAGGAGAUUGCCAAUGUUUGUAAAGAUAUGAAUGGCCAAGAAAGCCCAGAGCCGACAAUAAAUCUCAGUAGAGCAAUUCCAAGACCAGUACCAAAUAUCAAAGAUAUAACUUUGGUACAUAUCUACAGAAUGAUGAGCCACGAUCUUGGGGUUGAGCUGGAUAAAGGAAACAAGGCAAUCCUUUACACUUGUACAGGUUUUGUCUGCGAUGAGCUGGUCACUCUUCCUUCUGUGCAAGCUCUGGGACAAUAUCCAAACUGGAGUGCAAUUUCUCAAGAGGACAAGAACUGGGCGUGCACCAGACAUGCCUGUCUACUUAGAAACAAUGGUAUAGACUUUACUAGAUGCCACAAAAACUGGGCAUCUGUUGCAAAGGUUAGCCAAUUAUAG